Molecule: messenger RNA, 3651 nt
Organism: Phalaenopsis equestris
Lineage: Eukaryota; Viridiplantae; Streptophyta; Magnoliopsida; Asparagales; Orchidaceae
Product: pentatricopeptide repeat-containing protein At1g71210
Exons: 2
Coding region: 121-2895 (924 amino acids)
Molecular function (GO): protein binding
Source: RefSeq, a predicted model, not a curated record
CCUACCUCCCAUCUUAGGUCAGGCUCACUUUAGCAUUUUGUAACAAGCGUUCCGGCUCGGGAAUGGGAGGAAGCUGAGACCCGCGACCACCGCCGCCCUCCGCACUCGCUGCCCCCUCAAAUGCUAGGGUUUGUCAAACCCUCUUCCAGGAAUCUCCUCCGCUUUCUCUUGAUACCUUCUUCCUCAUCCUUCAUUCACUCUGCCCCCGUGCCCGCCGUCUCGCGAGCAGGCGGUGGCUUGGUACCCCUCGGCUUCCCACCACAACCUAAUUUGCCGUUUUUUCUCGAUAACACCGAGUCCCACUUCAUUAUAUCCUCCUUUUCCGAUUGGUUCCGCCGCGGCUACGAUCCUCUUCCUCACCUGUUGGACGAAAUCUACAGUGUUUUCGCCCGAUCGGACGAUAGUUCAGUAAUCAAUGCCACCAUCUCCCGUCUCCGUCUACGCCUCUCUGAAGACUUCGUCCUCCGUUUCCUUCGCCACCGUCCCCAUCCUUCGGCGGUUCCUCCUUCCGCUGAUGCCUCAAGCUCUCUCCUACAGCUCCGAAUCCGCUUUUUCGAAUGGUGCAGCCGUCAGCCUGGCUACUUCCAUUCCCGCUCCGUCUACCAUGCCCUCUUCCGCCUCCUCCAUCGGCACCGCCACGUUUCUUUCGUCAUGGAAUGUCUUCGUCGCUUCUCCGACACUGGCUACAUUUCACUCUCUUUUGAUGCUGACGCAGCUGCUUCCAGUGGCAGCAAAGGUCAUCCAAGAUUCUACCAGGCUCUAGUCAUCGGCUACGCUGUAACUGGAUCCGCAGAACGCGCCCUUCAGCUGUUUGCCCGAAUGCGAUACAAUGGCGCCGACCUCGACGACUUUUGCUACCAUGUCCUACUUAACUCUCUUGUCGAGGAAUCCCUAUUUGACUUCGCCGAUUCUAUUUUUACCCAGAUUGACUCUCGCGGUCUUGCCGGGCCCGUGACGGCUUGCAUACGCGUCAAGCGGCUCUGCCGCCAGGGCCGGCUGGAUGAUGCCGCAGCUUAUCUGCGCAAGCUAUAUCAAUGCGACCACCGGGUGGUUGCCGACCGCACCGUCGGAACACUUGUUCAAGCUUUAUGCAAGGCUGGGCGGGUUGAAUGUGCCAGUCAGUUUGUUGACGAGUUCAGCAAUGCAGAGGCCUAUGGCGCAUGGAUAAGCCACCUUCUUGCAGUCGGGAAGAUUGAUGCAGCCAUGGAGUUUUUGAGAAAGAAGAAAGAUACAGAUACUGAUCGGCACUUACUCGAAACCUUCCAGUACAACCAGCUUAUUCAGCGGUUGCUAAGGCAGAACUUGCUUGAGGAAGUUUGCGAUCUCCUUGUGGAGAUGAUGGAGGAAGGUAUUUCCCCGGAUCAGCACACCAUGGACGCAGCAUUAUGCUUUUUCUGCAAAGCGGGAAUGGUUGAUGUGGCAAUCGAGCUUUACAAUCUGAAGAUGGAGAUUGGAGUGGCACCAAAGAGAAUUGUCUACAACCAUCUGAUCAAAGCCCUCUGUAAAGAUGGAAAUGUGGAAGAGGUUCUGAGAGUGUUAGAGGAUUGCAUGAACCAGGGUUACUUUCCUGGAAAUCAGACCUUUACUCGCCUUGCCAAUAUCCUCCUCAGACAGGGCAAGCUUGAGAAGCUUCGUAGUCUACUUUCAGAAGCUCUGAAAAGGAAAUUAAGGUCAACCGCCCAUAUCCAUUCUCGCUAUGUAUCUGCUCUGUGCAAGAUUGGUGCCGUUAAGGAAGCUUACUCCGAGCUCUUGACUACUGAUGGAGUCAAUGCAGGUGUUAUUAUGUACAAAUCCACCUGUUGCAACUUGAUUCGGGCUUUCAUAAAGUUGAGGAUGAUGCAGUUUCCUCCUGGAUUACUUAUUCAGAUGCAAGCCCUUGGUUUUAUGCCAGGAAGACGCCUUUACAGGGAAGUGGUUUGUAGUUUGUGUGAGAUGGAAAUGUUUGAUGUGGUUUUUGAUUUACUGAACAAACAGUUGGAAAUUAAGCAAUUUGAUCCUAGAACUUGCUACAAUUACAUCAUUGAUGGUGCUGCACACUCCAAGAAACCUGAGAUGGCAAUGGAAGUGUAUAACAGGAUGGUAAGUGCAGGAAUAGAGCCCAAUUUAUGUACAGAUAUUCUAAUUUUACGUUGCUAUAUGAAAAGCAGUCGUUUUGGAGAUGCUUUCUCUUUCUUUCGCCUUUUAAAGAAGAAACAUUUGCUGAGCAGGAAGCUGUAUAAUGUUUUCAUUCAUGGCCUCUGUGAGGCUGGAAGGUCUGAGCAUGCUGUGGAGAUAUGGAGGGAGAUGAGAGAAAAGGGACUGUUACCGAGCCUUCAAUGCUACGAGGAGCUUGUCCGUACUUUGUGUUCUUCCAACAGUUAUAAUGUUGUGACUCGAGUUAUCAUUGAUUUCAAGGAAAGUGGAUAUCAGGUUUCUUCCUUCAUUUCCAAUGUGCUCCUGUUGCAUGUUUUGAAGGGCGAGAAACUCCUGAAGGCUUGGGAUCAAUCAAGCAUGGCGGGGGAUGCAAAUUCAGGAGUUCUUGAUCAACAAAUUAGGUGUUCAGUAGAUUUGAUUCUCGGAGGCCUUAUUAAAGAAUUUGCAAAUGGCCUUAGGAUGAAGGAGAACUUUGAAAAGUUUGAUGAAGUGAUUGAACAGCACUUUCCAGUUGAUAUUUAUACAUAUAAUGUGUUAUUAAGGGGAUCAUUUUUGUCAGGGAAAAUGGAUUUUGCGUGCAAUUUGUUUCGUAGGAUACAAGAUAAGGGCUAUGAACCGAAUCGGUGGACCUAUGACAUUAUGGUGCAUGGUUUUUGCAAACUUGGCUAUAGGAAAUAUGCUGAGAAGUGGCUGGAGGAGAUGUCUCGGAAUGGGUACCAGCCAACAUGGUAUACAUUGAGUUUAUUCAACAAUACGUCGUAGGAAGUGGCGAUUGUUUUGGCAUAAUAUUAUUCUUCAACUUCUUCCUGAUGACCAGUUCCCCUUCCAUUCAUGAAGUUAAAGCCUGCAUCACAGCUAAACAGGCAAUUUGCAAAUCCUCUUCUAAAAUUGACAUGAAAGCGGCGCACUUUCUUGAUGAAGUAUCUGGAAAUGUUACAUUUCUGACCUCUCAAGCCACUUUGAUAAGGUCACAUGAUUGAACCAAUUUACAUAUCCUCCCCUUGGUUUCAGUUCAUGGGCUUAAAGGUAAGAAGCAGAAUGUCCUUUGUACACAUCACAUGCCAGUAAUUUAAUCAGGAGCACAUAGGAAUUUUUUCUUAUACAAAUCAUCUUUGAAUGUUAUAGGCAAUUCCGAAUAUUUAUAAUAUACCAUUGCUUUAAUUGCAUUGAUUAUUGCCUUAGCAAGGUUCCGACUUUUAGAGCCUGAGCAAGGUUUUUCGUUAAGAUGAUGGCCUUGCGGUUUUGCUUGUCAAUGAUUGCACCUCUAGACUUCAGAGGGGCACAUAAAUGGGAUUGUGAUGUUUUCCUCAUCAAAUGUUAGUGGCUUGAGAUCAGAUUUUGAGGCCAUCAUUCAAUUAUUGAUUGUAUGUAUAUUGCACACAUUUCAAGGCAUCUGUGACUUUGAGAUUCAUUUUGAAUUAAAUUUUGGUUAGAAUAUUUUGAUCCAGAAAUUUUCUAAUGGUAAUAUGUAAGUCAGGAAAUUGUGUACUAUCAAUUGUCUGCACUAGUCAAAAGAGU